Molecule: messenger RNA, 1345 nt
Organism: Salmo salar (Atlantic salmon)
Lineage: Eukaryota; Metazoa; Chordata; Actinopteri; Salmoniformes; Salmonidae
Product: 1-phosphatidylinositol 4,5-bisphosphate phosphodiesterase delta-1
Biological process (GO): intracellular signal transduction
Cellular component (GO): plasma membrane
Molecular function (GO): phosphatidylinositol-4,5-bisphosphate phospholipase C activity; calcium ion binding
Source: RefSeq, a predicted model, not a curated record
AUGAUAUACUCUACCUCAGAUGAAGCAGGGGGCGUCAACACUCCAGAUGAAGCAGGGAAAGAGUUCAACACUCCAGAUGAAGCAGGGAAAGAGUUCAACACUCCAGAUGAAGCAGGGGGCGUCAACACUCCAGAUGAAACAGGGCGAGGCGUCAACACUCCAGAUGAAGCAGGGCACGCUUUAACACUCCAGAUGAAGCAGGGUGAGGCUUCAACACUCCAGAUGAAGCGGGGAGAGAGUUCAACACACCAGAUGAAGCAGGGAGAGGCGUCAACACUCCAGAUGAAGCAGGGCGAAGCGUCAACACUCCAGAUGAAGCAGGGUGAGGCUUCAAAACUCCAGAUGAAGCAGGUUUCCAUUGAUGACGUCGACUCUGUGCGUAAGGGCCGCCAGUCGGAGGGUCUUCAGAAGCACACAGAGGCCCACGUGGAGGACCUCUGUUUCUCCAUCAUCUUUAAGGGCCGCAGGAGGAACCUGGACCUGGUGGCGACCUCGGCGGAGGAGGCUAGGCAGUGGGUCAAUGGUCUGGAGAAGAUCCUCUCUAACGUGAAGAAACUCAACCGCCAGCAGACGAGCGAGCACUGGAUCUUCAACUGUAUGAGGAAAGCAGACAAGAACAAGGACAACAAGAUGACUCUGAAGGAGCUGAAACACUUCCUCCGUCAGAUCAACAUCGAGGUGGACGACAUGUACGCUGAAGUGCUGUUUGCAAAAUGUGACAAGUCUAACUCGGGCUCCCUGGAAGGUCCUGAGAUCAAACACUUCUAUGACCUGCUGGUAUAUCGCGAGGAGAUCGAUGUGAUCUAUGGGAAGUACGCCACUACGGGGGAGCAGAUGAGUGUCAAAGACCUGCUCAACUUCCUGCUGAACGAGCAGCGUGAGGUGGCCACCAUGGAGGACGCUGUAAGACUCAUAGAGAGAUACGAGCUGGACGAUUCAGGUGAGAGAUGCUCUAGUACUGACUCAAUACGAGCUGGAUGACUCAGGUGAGGAGAGAUGCUGUGGUACUGACUCAAUACGAGCUGGAUGACUCAGGUGAGGAGAGAUGCUGUGGUACUGACUCAAUACGAGCUGGAUGACUCAGGUGAGGAGAGAUGCUGUGGUACUGACUCAAUACGAGCUGGAUGACUCAGGUGAGGAGAGAUGCUGUGGUACUGACUCAAUACGAGCUGGAUGACUCAGGUGAGGAGAGAUGCUGUGGUACUGACUCAAUACGAGCUGGAUGACUCAGGUGAGGAGAGAUGCUGUGGUACUGACUCAAUACGAGCUGGAUGACUCAGGUGAGGAGAGAUGCUGUGGUACUGACUCAAUACGAGCUGGAUGACUCAGGUGAGGAGAGUCGCUC